Molecule: messenger RNA, 811 nt
Organism: Phyllopteryx taeniolatus (common seadragon)
Lineage: Eukaryota; Metazoa; Chordata; Actinopteri; Syngnathiformes; Syngnathidae
Product: EKC/KEOPS complex subunit LAGE3
Exons: 1
Coding region: 12-419 (135 amino acids)
Cellular component (GO): EKC/KEOPS complex
Source: RefSeq, a predicted model, not a curated record
UAUACAAGUCUAUGACGAAGACUCACAUAGCAAACAACAUGGCGGCGCCUGAAAGCGACGAGCGAGCCAGCAAACUCGAAUUCUCUCUGGACGUUCCGUUCCCGUCGUCACGCGAGGCCGCCGUCGCUCUGCACUCGCUGAGUCCCGACCGAGAGCCCCGACGCGGAGGCGUCCACAAGCGGCUGACGCUCGUCGGAAGCGUCUUGACAGCCAAGUGGCGCGCCGACGAAGCUCGCAUCCUGCGGGUGUCCGUCAACUCCUUCCUGGAGCACCUUGGCCUCGUCCUGGAGACCAUGCACGCGUUCCCCACCGAAGAACAAGUCUGCGAGGAUCACGACCAGUCUCCUCACACUCGACCUCGUCGUCUUGAUCAAAGUGGACCUUCAAACGGCACACCAGAGCUGGCUGGCCCUUGUUGACAAUGUGACCAAUCAAAUGCUUUAUUUGAAGUAAACGACGCUGACACCAAAAUAAUUUGUUCCACGGAUGACCACGUCACUAUAAAUUUUAUUAUUAUUAUUAGACAGAGAUACCUUGACUUGCAAGUUUUUCCAGUUACGAGCCACAGUGGCCGUUUAUUCAGCGGGACAAAGAGAACACUCACCAUGUACCUGCUGUCGGCCACAACUCACACCCAGACGCUCACGCGCAGACGCACCAGCCAACCAGGAGGAAAAUGAUUGGUGUUGAAAAUUUGAUACAAUGCUUGGGGGACUUUUAAAUUCAUUUACACACGUGAAUACAAUUGUUGUUAAUGACAGAAAUAACUUGAAGCUGACAAAAGUAAUAAUAAAAACUGGAUGAAUAUUAA